Messenger RNA from Saitoella complicata NRRL Y-17804, 940 nucleotides. RefSeq lists its product as uncharacterized. The coding region runs from base 379 to 645 and encodes 88 amino acids. The transcript is spliced from 2 exons. The record is from RefSeq and is a predicted model, not a curated record. Lineage: Eukaryota; Fungi; Ascomycota; Saitoellomycetes; Saitoellales; Saitoellaceae.
GCUCCCGCAUAACAAACACCUACAUCUCUCCAUAUGCAACCAAAAGGUUUUACACACAGUCGAUAUCAACGACUGUAGUUUGGUUGCUUGUAUACAGCCCAUAAUCGCGUUGCCUGUGUCGGCAGCGAGCGCUAGCGCGUUUCUGGGGGUCUGCCUGCUCGAGCUAGAGCACGCAUGGAUUUCGAGUUUGGACUUUGAGUUAUCGCGGAAGCGUCUGGCUGUGUCACCAUCGGCGUCGAGUACCAUCGUGCUCCCGAGUAUCAAUAUCCCACGCAACUGGAUCAGUUCGAUGCCGUGAUUGACUGGGCCUUGGGUGAGGAAGGGAAGAGCAGGGGAAUUACCAAGGUCUGUGGUGGUGGUGACAGUGCAGGUGGGAAUAUGACUGCCGCUUUAGCCUUCCGCAGACGAGACGAAGGCAAGGAAAAUAUGGCAGGGCAAAUCCUGAUCUACCCCGAAACACGUCUCCCAUUCGAUACGAAGGUGUGUCAAGAGAAUAACGCCACGGCGGAUGGAAGUCAUCUAUAUCUCGAGGCGAACGGGAUCCCGGGCUUUGCGCAGAAUUACUUACCUAUGAGCGUUCCGCCGUCCACGUCCUACACGUACAGCAUUCCCCUCCCCAAAAUAAUGAUUUCCUUCUCUGUUUAGUUCACCCGGCAUGCAAGACCCCUCAGGCCUCAAAAACCUUUCCCCCGCCCUCGUCUUCACCAGCGACUUCGACCCCCUCCGCGACGUCGGUGUCGAAUAUGCAUACAAACUACAGAAAGCUGGCGUCGACACAGAAUGAGUGCAUCAUCCGGAUAAGACGCACGGGUGGGUCCAGUUUGGGGGUUUUAGUGACGAGUGUUUGGAGGCUACGAGGGAUUUGGGGAGGAGGAUGGGGGAGUUGGCGCAUGGAAAGCAGACUUAGAGACCAGGGAAGACUGCGUAGUUGGAAACUUGC